Messenger RNA from Diaporthe amygdali, 1581 nucleotides. RefSeq names its product cytochrome p450. The record is from RefSeq and is a predicted model, not a curated record. The transcript is spliced from 2 exons. NCBI's taxonomy places the organism in Eukaryota, Fungi, Ascomycota, Sordariomycetes, Diaporthales, Diaporthaceae. Gene Ontology annotation, molecular function: iron ion binding; heme binding; oxidoreductase activity, acting on paired donors, with incorporation or reduction of molecular oxygen, reduced flavin or flavoprotein as one donor, and incorporation of one atom of oxygen. The coding region runs from base 1 to 1581 and encodes 526 amino acids.
AUGGCGCACCUCUCUGUUGUCGCAGCACUACUGCUCAGCGUGUCCUACGUCGUAUUUCGAGUGCUCAACUACGUUGUUGAAGCUCGAGGGCGGGCGACGAAAGCCCGCGAACUCGGCUGCAAGGAACCGCCGUUUGAGAAGACUUAUUUGCCGUUUGGAAUAGACAAGGUUAGGACCGCCUUGAAGGUCGAGAAGACGAAAUUGUUUCCAGAAUGGGUGAAGGAGCGAUCAGACGCAAUAGGCGCCACGACUUGGAAGCUGUCCGUCCUUGGGCAGACCAAUAUCAUGACGACGGACCCAAAGAACAUCCAGACAAUACUGGCGACCAACUUUGGGACGUUUGACCUGGGACCACAGAGAGCAGGCAUGUUCUGGCCAAUGUUGGGCAAUGGCAUAUUUACUCAAAGUGCCAAGGAAUGGAAACACUCCCGUGAGCUUAUGCGGCCGCAAUUCACUCGGGACCAAGUCGGCGACCUGGAGCUCGAGGAACAGCACUUGCAAAACAUGAUGAGCGCGCUGCAUGACAGAUUACAACCUGACGGCUGGACAAACCUGGUCGACCUGCAGGUCCUGUUUUUCCGUCUCACACUCGACUCUGCUACUGAGUUCCUGCUUGGCGAAUCCGCGGAUUCCCAACUGCAGAAUAUCCCGGGGUACAGCAAGAAGCUCAACUCUGCAGAGGAUAUCCACAACAUCGACUUCGCCUUCCACUUCGACAGGGGCCAAGCCGGACUUGCCACGCGCGCUCACUUCGGACCGCUGUAUUGGGCCUACAGCCCGGCGCCUUUCCGCGAGUCGAUCAGGCAAUGCAACAUGUUCAUGGACCACUACGUCAAGCGGGCACUGAACAAGGAGCUGCGCGAGAAGAGUGCCGAGCAGGGAGGCAAGCCAAAAUAUGUCUUCCUGGAUGCGCUGGCCGAGCAGACGCAGGACCCGAUCGAGCUGCGCUCGCAGCUGAUGCACAUCCUGCUGGCGGGCCGCGACACUACGGCCUCGAUGCUGGGAUGGCUGUUCCACCUGCUAGCGCGCGACCCGGCCCGUUACAAGAAGCUGCGCGACGUCGUCAUCGAAGAGUUUGGCACCUUCUCCCGCCCCAAGGAGAUCACCUUUGCCCGCCUCAAGAGCUGCCAGUACCUGCAGCAGUGUAACAACGAGACCCUGCGCCUGUACCCGGUCGUCCCCAUCAACAGCCGCUGGGCCUACAAGGACACGGUGCUGCCGACCGGCGGCGGGCCCAACGGCACCGACCCGGUCUUUGUGCCCAAGAACACAGCCGUUGACUACUCGGUCUACGUCAUGCAGCGCCGCAAGGACAUCUGGGGCCCGGACGCCGACGAGUUCAGGCCGGAGCGCUGGGAGGGCCGCAAGGUUGGCUGGGAGUUCCUGCCGUUCAACGGCGGCCCGAGGAUCUGCCUCGGCCAGCAGUUCGCCCUGACUGAGUCCAGCUACGUGACCGUGCGGCUGCUUCAGCGGUUCGACGCGAUUGAGAACCUCGACAAGGACCCUGUGACCCAAAACCUUACGCUCACGACUUGCAGCGGGAAUGGUGUCAAGGUACGGAUGCAUGCGGCCGCCGAGUGA